Messenger RNA from Caenorhabditis angaria, 5472 nucleotides. The record is from the annotation of a GenBank genome assembly. NCBI's taxonomy places the organism in Eukaryota, Metazoa, Nematoda, Chromadorea, Rhabditida, Rhabditidae.
AUGGAUUGGAAGGUGACAAUUAUCACAUAUAAUGUGGCCAUGAAAAUUUGUGAUGAAAAAAUUGUUGAGAAUUUUUUGGCCGGACAAAUUGAGGAGAGCUCGAAUAUUGUUGUGAUUGGAUUGCAGGUGGGGUUUUUGGGGCUGGAAAUUUGACUGAAAAUGUGAAAAUUACAGAAAAUUCAUCUGAAAAUUCAAAAAUCAAUUUUUAUUAAUUUUAGGGUUGGAAAAUUGUCUGAAAAUUUUUGAAUUUCAAAAAAAAAUCACUUGAAAAUGUGAAUUUUCAGAAAAAAAUCAUUGUUAAAAUUGGAAAUAUUGAAAACCACAAAAGAAUACAAAAAACAUUAUUGAAGAUUUCCAAUUUUUAAUUUAAAAAAUCUUGAAACAGUACAUUUUUCAAUAUUAUUUUUUACAAAAAUUGAACUAAAAAUUAGUUAUUAGUGAUUUUGAGAGGCUGAAAAUUAGUCUGAAAAAUCUUGAAAAACUUUCGGGAAAUUCUAGAAAUUAAUUUUGAAACCUUGAAAAAAUCUGAAUUUCCUAUGAAAAAUUGCACCCAUAAACUAGGUGAAAAUGCACAUUUUGAUCAAUUUUUAUUGAUUUUUGGCUCCAGAAAAUCCUAAAAUUUUCCCAGGAAGUCGCUCACGCUGAAACCAUUGGUGGAGCUAUAAUCACUUGGUGUCAACACAUUCGAGAAUGGAUGAAUCGAAAUGAGAAGAUGGUUUUGUUGGGCAAAACUUAUCAAAUGACAAAUCAGGUUAUGGUAUUUGUCAGGAAACAGAUUAUUGCAUUUGUGAGUUUUUUUUCAGGGGGAAAUUUGGCGGGAAAUUAGGGUUUUGGAGCGAAAAUUGAAAUUUUUGGCGCCAAAAUUUAAAUUAAAACUUGAUUUUUAGCGCCAGAAAAUUUGAAUUUCAAAUUUCAAAUUGUUUUUUGGCGCCUUUUAUUCCCGAAUCACUUCAGAAUCCGAUUUUUCUUGCAGAUCCGAAAAGUUGAUUUUCGAUUUGCUAAAAAUACAAUGGGCGGAUUGACUGGACAUAAAGGAUCAAUUGGAGUGAGGAUUCAACUAAGGGUUAGUGAAUUUCUGCUGGAAAUUUGGCUGAAAAUGGGAUUUUCAGACAUUUUUAUCUCAAAAAAACUUGAAUUUUGAUUUUUUUUUUGAAAAUUGAAUAAUGGAUUCAGUGUUCAAUUAGCAAAGCUUAUCACAAUCGAAAAUAUUUCCUAUUUCUUUGAAACAGUGAUUUUUUUGGUUGAAUAAUUUCAUUUGAGAUGUUUUUUGCUCUCGAAAAAAAUUCCCCGAAAAUCUAAUGUUUCAAAAUUUCUUGAAUUAAAAAUUGGGAUUUUUCGAAGUGAAGCCUAAAUUUAGGGCCUAAGCCCAAAGCCUAAAGCCUAAACUAAAGCCUUUGAUGAUCCCAAUUUUCUAUAAAAUUCUUUGGAAAUCCAGAUUUUUAUCGUAUUUUUCAACACAAAAAUUUACUGUUUCAAAGAAUUUUGAAUUGAAAAUUGGGAAUUUUUAAAAAUGUUCGGCUAGUGGUUAGUAUGUCUAUAUUUCUGAUUUUUAAGCGGCUUGAAGCCUGAAGCCUGCAUCUAGGACCUAAGCCCAAGCCUAUAAUAAAUAAAAUAGAAAUAACCUUUCAUGGUCCUAUAUUAUUACAGAAAAAAAAAUUUAACGGAAAAAAAUCCAGUUUUUAUCAAAAUUUAAAUCCCAAAAAUCUACUGUUUCAAAAUUUUUUGAAUUGAAAAUUGGAAUUUUUCGAAAUGUUCCUAUCUAGGUUUUUGUCUUUAUUUUCAGAAUUUUUUAAAACCUAGAACCUAAAGCCUAGACCUAAAUUUAGGGCCCAAGCCCAAAGCCUAAUGUCUAAACUGAAGCCUUUAAAGCCCUAAUUUAUUACAGAAAAAAAUUUCACUGAAAAAAAUCCAGUUUUUAUCAAAAUUUUUCAACACAAAAAUCUACUGUUUCAAAAUAUGUUGAAUUAAAAGUUGGAAUUUUUCGAAGUGUUGGAUUAAUUGUUUCUUUGUCUAUUCUUUCAGAAUUUUUGAAGCCUAAAUUUAGGGCCCAAGCCCAAAGCCUAGAGCCUAGAGCCUUCAAAGCCCUAAUUUAAUACAGAAAAAAAAUGAUACGGAAAAAAUCCAGUUUUUAUCAAAAUUUUGCAAUCCAAAAAUCUACUGUUUCAAAAUUUUUUGAAUUGAAAAUUGGGAUUUUUUGAAAUGUUGAAUGCUGACUUCUUGGUUUUAUGUUUUCUGAAUUUCUUGAAAGUCUGCAGCCUAAAUUUAGGGACCAAGCCCAAAGCCUAAAAAAGCCUGGAGCGUUUAAAGCCCUAAUUUAUUACAGAAAAAAAUUUCACAGAAAAAAUCCAGAUUUUUAUCAAAAUUUAAACCCCAAAAAUCUACUGUUUCAAAAUAUUUCGAAUUGAAAAUUUUUGAAAUGUUAGGCUGUUUUUUUAGCGUAGGGCUAUAUUUCUGAUUUCUUAAGCGGCCUGAAGCCUGAAGCUUAAGCCUAAAGCCUAAAGCCUAAAGCCUAAAGCCUAAAGCCUAAUGUCUAAAGCCUUUAAAGCCCUAAUUUAUUACCGAAGAAAAAUUACGGAAAAAAUCCAGUUUUUAUCAAAAUUUUUCAUUCCAAAAAUCUACUGUUUCAAAAUAUUUUGAAUUGAAAAUUGGAAUUUUUAAAAAUGUUGGAAUGUUCAUUGACGCUGGUCUCUAUAACUUCAGAAUUUUCAAAGCCUGAAGCCUAUAUCUAGGGCCUAAAGCCCAAAGCCUUGAGCCUUUGAUGGCCCUAAAUUUCUAUAGAAAUAUUAGGAAAUCAGAUUUUUACCAAAAUUUCUAACCUCAAAAAUCUACUGUUUCAAAAUAUUUUGAAUUGAAAAGUGGGAUUUUUCGAAGUGUUGAUUGGAAAACUGUUCUCUUAGAAUUUUUGAAGCCUAAAUUUAGGACCUAAGCCCAAAGCCUAAAGCCUUUAAAGCCCUAAUUUAUUACAGAAAAAAAAAUUACGGAAAAAAUCCAGUUCUUAUCAAAAUUUUGCAACCCAAAAAUCUACUGUUUCAAAAUAUUUUGAAUUGAAAAUUGGGAUUUUUUAAAAUGUUGAAUCGAUUGUUUCUUCAUUUAUACUUUUAGAAUUCUUGAAGCCUAAAUUUAGGACCUAAGCCCAAAGCCUAAAGCCUUUAAAGCCCUAAUUUAAUACAAAAAAAAUUACGGAAAAAAUCCAGUAUUUAUAAAAAUUUCUAAACUCAAAAAUCUACUGUUUCAAAAUAUUUUGAAUUAAAAAUUUGGAUUUUUUCAAAAUGUUGAGUUUUUGACUACUUUGUCUCUAUAUUUUCGGAAUUUCUUGAAAGCCUAAAUUUAGGGCCUAAGUCCAAAGCCUAAACCUAAAUAAAGCCUUUGAUGACCCUAAUUUUCUAUAGAAAUUUUAGGAAAUCCAGAUUCUCACCUAAAUUUAAAUCCCGAAAAUUUACUGUUUCAAAAUAUUUUGAAUUAAAAAUUGGAGUUUUUUGAAAUGUUCCAUAGAUUUAUAACUCUUUAUUUGCCAGACAAAAUUUUACGGGAAAUAUCCAGUUUUUAUCAAAAUUUCUAAACUUAAAAAUCUACUGUUUCAAAAUUUAUUGAAUUGAAAAUUGGAAUUUUUAAAAAUCUUCUAGAAGUCCACCUGUAAUAUUUUUUGCAGAGCCCAUUUUCGCUGGUUUUUGUCGAUUCUCACUUUGUGCACGAUGUUUUAUCAUAUCAAAAACGAAUCGCUCAAUUUCACACCAACAAAACUUGCUGUUUUCCCGAAGACAAAAGUGUUCGAGCCGUUUUCUGGUUUGGUGAUUUGAAUUUUCGAGUUGAAGAAGACACUGAAGUUGUGAUGAGCAAAAUUCGGACGGGAACUUUUGGCGAAUUGUUGGGUGAGUGGUUUUUUUGAGCCUGAAAAUCUUGAAUUCUUCUUUUUUUCAGACACUCGAGAACAAUUGAAACGAGCUCUGGUGGAAAAAGAGGCGUUUUCUGGAUUCGAAGAGCAACCCAUCAAAUUUGCACCAACUUAUAGGUGAGGCUUGCAAAUUUUUUCUGUUUUAUAGCGAAAAUCCUGAAAUUUCUGUUGGAAAAUUGAAUUUUCAUCACAAAAAUGACUUUAAAAAUCCUGAUUUUUUACGUUUCAAAAUUUUGAUGAAAUUUUGCUCGAUUAUUUGAUUUUGAUUUUCGAUUCUUGAUAGGCUUCCUUGAAAAAAAUAUUAUCUGAAAAUGAAAAUUCUGAAAAUAUUUUUGAAAUUCAAUUUUUCCUUCAUAAAAAAAUGGCUGAAAUUCAAGAAAAAUCUUGAAAUUUCAGCAUUUUCUCAACCCUGAAAUUUUACGUAUCAAAAUUUUGAUUAAAUUUUUCGCGGAUUUUUGAUUUUCGUUUAUUUUACUUUAUCCAUUAACCGAUUAAAAGUUUGAAGAAAUUUUUUAAACUCGAUUUUUUGUUCAUAAAGAAUGGCUGAAAUUCAAGAAAAGUUCUGAAAUUUCAAUUUUCCCUCAACCCUGAUUUUUUACGUUUCAACAUUUUGAUGAAAUUUUUUUCGGAUUUUUGAUUUUCAAUGCUCAUUCUGAAUGUGGAAAUUCUGAAAAUAUUUUUAAAAUUUGAUUUUUUAUUAAAAAAAUAGCCGAAAUUCCAUAAAAAUUCUGGAAUUUCAAUUUUUCUCUCAAGCCUGAUUUUUUACGUUUCAAAAUUUUAAUGAAAUUUCGCUCGAAUUUUUGUUUUUCGAUUUGUUAAUAUUGUAUAUUACCUAAAAAAAAUUGAAACUGUCUUCAAAAUUUGAUUUGUGCCUUCAUAAAAAAUGACAGAAAUUCAAGAAAAAUUCUGGAGUUUUCAAAAUUUUCAUGGAAAUUCUCUUCAGAUUACACAUUGGCACACCAAAACACGAUUCAAAACGUACACCAUCCUGGUGUGAUCGAAUAUUGUACAAAGGCGACGGGAUUCAAGGAAUCUCAUAUAAAUCCAAUGAGAAAAGUGUGGCCAGUGAUCAUUUUCCAGUGAUUGGCAAAUUCAUGGUCAAGGUGAGAGUUUUGGCGGGAAAAAUGCUCGAAUUUUCGCGCCAAAAUCAAUUUUUCAAAAAUUAUUUUUUUUCCAGAUGCCAAUCGCACCGAAAUCACAUUGGGAUGUGGUUUUCGAACAUUUGCCCACCUGGUUCAGCUCCAUCCCUUUAAUCGGAAGAUUUCAAGUUGAUCCGAUUUUCAGCAAAGAAUUUGGAAGUAUGAGAGAUUGGAUUGGAGUUUAUCCGGUGAGUUUUUGGCGCCAAAAUCUACAGUAAUCCGAAUUUUUUGCAGUCCUCGAUUGAUGAUUGUACCUCAACAACACAUUGGAUCUAUUUUGCCACGUGUUUCGAGCAAAUAAUCGAAGAUCAAAAAUAUUCGGCGUGCGAAUUUGUUGAUCUACCAGUGGGAAAUUAUCGAUUGGGAUAUUUUUCGGCUUACUUGAAUUGUAUUGUUGGAUUAUCCAAGAGUUUUCAGGUUGUUGAACAACCUGAAACCUGA